Messenger RNA from Pyrgilauda ruficollis (rufous-necked snowfinch), 2638 nucleotides. It is a transcript of the gene LCMT2, whose product is annotated as leucine carboxyl methyltransferase 2. Gene Ontology annotation, molecular function: protein binding; tRNA methyltransferase activity. The transcript has 13 exons. The record is from RefSeq and is a predicted model, not a curated record. NCBI's taxonomy places the organism in Eukaryota, Metazoa, Chordata, Aves, Passeriformes, Passeridae. Bases 288 to 2342 code for a protein of 684 amino acids. Gene Ontology annotation, biological process: wybutosine biosynthetic process; tRNA methylation.
ACCCCCCGGGUCCGAGUGACCCGCGGGGCUGUGAGCGACCGCGGGGCCGCGAGUGACCCCCGGGCCCGAGUGACCCGCGGGGCUGUGAGCGACCGCGGGGCCCCGCUGCCGCUGGGAACGGCCCGGGGAGCCUCGGCCCGGCUGCUUCGGAGAGCGAGGGGAGCGGAGGCUGGGUCGGAGGGGCAUUCGACGGCGGCGGACACUGCAGUCCCCUCCCCUCGGAGUCCUCCUGAGGCUGCCCGGCCCCGCCAUCCCGCGCCGGGGGCCCGUGCGUUUCUCGGAUCGCGAUGCCGCUCGGGAGCGGCAGCGCCGUGUCAUUGUCCCGGCAGGUCCAGGGCACCGGCGGCAGCAGCGCCGUCAGCAAGUGCUCGGCGGCAGCGCGGGGCUACAUCCAGGACCGGUUCCUGCGGCUUUUGGCGGGGCGGCGGCGGCGGCGAGCGCCCCUUAUCCACCGGGGUUAUUACAUCCGUGCCCGUGCUGUCGAUCACUGUGUUCAGGACUUCCUGCUGAAGACACAAAACCUACCCAGGACACAGAUCCUGUCUUUAGGUGCUGGCUUUGAUUCCUUAUACUUCCGUUUGAAGGAUAUGGGUCUUCUGCAUCACACUGUGGUAUAUGAGGUAGAUUUUCCAAAUGUGGCAUGCCAAAAAGCUACGCUGAUCAAAGGAGUGAAAGAGUUGUCAGCACUGGUGGGAGACACUGGAGGGGAAAGAUCAGGAGCCAUUACCUUUUCUGGAGAUGAUUAUAAAUUACUGGGAGUGGAUUUAUCAGAGCUGUCUGAGCUGGAGAGAAUCCUGGAGGAAGCAGGACUGAACAAUGAAAUCCCCACCCUCUUCAUCGCCGAGGUGGUGCUCACCUACAUGGAGAGCACCAGGUCAGAUGCCUUGAUCCAGUGGGCAGCAGAGCAUUUCCCUCAGGCGUGCUUCCUGCUGUAUGAGCAGGUGCACCCAGAGGACCCCUUUGGACGUGUCAUGCAGCAGCAUUUCAGGCAGCUGAGCACUGCGCUGCGCUCGCUGGCACAGUACCCUGACUGCCAGGCUCAGCAGAGGCGCUUCCUGGGGAAGGGCUGGACUGAGUGCAGUGUCAUGGAUAUGAAUGAGUUUUUCACCUGUUGUAUUCCAGAAGAUGAGCAGCAAAGAGUGCAGACUCUGGAGCCUUUUGAUGAGUAUGAGGAAUGGCACCUGAAAUGUUCUCAUUACUUUGUGUUGGCUGCAUCAAAGGGGAUGGAACCUUCCUGGACUCCGUUGUCACCCAGUGUGACAGUUCCUCGUCACGCUGGUCCUGUUGGGAUGGCAGGGAGUGUUCCUGCAGCAGUGUGUGCAAGGCUGUCAGGAAUUCCUGGCCUGAGACGUUACGGUCACCACUCUGUUCUUAUAAAGCCCAACAUGAUUCUCACCACGGGAGGCUUUGGGGAGGAGGGUGGACAACACUGCCGCGUGAGAAAUUUCCACAUGCUGAGUAAGCAUGCAGGCCACUGGGAAGCUGUCUGUGUGACACAGAAUAUUCCUGAUAAAAGAUGGGGUGAGAGGUUGUACCAUACUGUGUCUUGUCUCUCGGACACUCUGGCUCUGGUGCUAGGAGGACGAACAUCCCCAUCGGGCACAGGCUUGGGAAUGUUGUGGCUGAAGUUCCCCAAAACCUGUGGUGCUUCAGGCCCGGAUGACGUUGCAGUGGAGCUUGUAAGUCUGCAGCCUGCUGCUGAAGCAGCAGCUUUGCGUUGGAGACACAGCACAACUGAAAUUACAUUCAAAGGUGAGCAGUACCUGUUUGUGUAUGGUGGCCGCUCUGCUCUGGAGCCUGUGCUCGGCGAUUGGCAUUUCCUGCACGCUCCAGAACUCUCCUGCACUGCGAUUGCUGUUGAGGGUCCAGUCCCAGAAAGCCGCCACUCUCACAGUGCCUGCAGCUGGGAAGGAGGUGUUCUGAUUGCAGGAGGUCUGGGAGCAGCUGAGCAGCCCUUGGGUUCAGUUUUCCUUCUGAGGGAGCUUGAACAUGGCUUUCAGUGGCAGACAAUAGAGACACACCCUCCUCUUGUCCCAAGGUAUUCACAUACUGCACAUGUGCAUGAAGGAAAGCUUCUGCUUGUUGGUGGAGUGUGGUUUCAUGCAUCCUCUGUGCCAGGUGUCACUGUCAUCAACUUAAUGACUGGUCUCUGCUUGAACUAUGUGAUUAAUGUGGAGCACCUGGAGUGGCCAUUAAUGCUACAUAAUCAUAGCAGUGUCUUUCUGCCACAUGAGAAGGAGCUGUUGGUUAUAGGCGGUGGUGGAAACUGCUUCUCCUUUGGGACACACUUGAACCCAGAGCCUGUCUUGCUGAGCCUCAGCAGCAUCCUGACCAGCCACUGAGUGGGACCAAGCAGGGCUGAACCCUGCUACUGCUCUGUGGGGACACAUCUGUUCACUCUAGGUCCAAAAGCAGCACAACAUUUCCACAAAGGCUUUGUAUCCAGAAUGCAUUUGUGAAGGUGGGAUCAGGAGCGACAGUUACAGCGAGGGAUUCACACCUCACUGGCUGUUGUGUUUUUACAGCUCUUUGUGUUGCUGUAAAUAAAGUGCCUCAAAAGCUGGCAGCAGUAGUCCUUAGAGGUGAAGAACAGUGUGGUUUGGGUUGGAAGGCACUGUAAAGAUCAUCCUGUUCUACC